CGUUCGGAACCCCCUAGGGGAGAAAGGCGGUCCUGGCGCGAGUCAGCGGAGGAGCGGAGAUGAGUAAAAGCCAGGAUGAACCUCCUCACGAACUUGAAAACCAGUUUAUAUUGCGUCUGCCUCCGGAACAGGCUUCUACUGUCAGGAAGAUAAUACAUUCUCAAAGUGCCACCAUGAAGGAUAAACUAAAAAUUGACUUGUCUUCUGAUGGACGUCAUGCAGUUGUUGAGGUAGACAAUGUCUCACUAGCUGCUAAGCUGGUUGAUUUGCCUUGUGUUAUUGGAAGCCUGAAAACUGUGGAUAAAAAAACUUUUUAUAAAACGGCGGAUAUUUCCCAGAUGCUUGUGUGCACUGCUGCUGGUGGUGUCCGCUCUUCUGAGGAACCAGUUACCUCUACUGGUCGUAAAGCAGUCAAGAAAACUGAAAAGGAGAAACCAAAAAAAUAUGCCUGGAAGCAUGGCAUUACUCCACCGCUUAAGAAUGUCAAAAAGAAGAGAUUCCGCAAAACAACAAAAAAGGUCGUUGAUGUCAAACAAACCAAAGAAGUCAGCGUUAGUAAGGAAAAGGGCAUUCCUGCAAAGCACAGGGUGUUAAAUGACGUUCCUGGUGUCCCCUCUCCUCCAACUUUGGUUCAGUAUGCUGAAUCUCCUGAAGUGGAAAAGGAAGUGAAAAGAUUGCUGUCUUCAGAUGCUGAAGCUAUCUGUGCCCGAUGGGAGGUCAUUGCUGAAGGUGAAACCCAGGAAAUAGAAUGUCAAGGCUCCAUUCCAGGCUUUGAGAUAGCUCCAGGAAUAAGUGGCUGUAAGCAGGGUCAUAUCUCACCAGAAUGUGAUGUGUUUCCGAAGACGUUCAGUAAUUCUAGCAGUAACAGUGAUGAUGAGGAUGAAGAUGAUGAUGAGAAGAAGGAUGACUAUGAUGAUGAGGAUGAAGAUGACAAAGAGGAAGAAUAUUAUUAUGAGGAGGAUCUGGAAAGGGAACUACAGGCCAAGUUCAUUGAAUCUGGCCAGUAUGAAGCAAAGGAAGGAGCCAGUUCAAUGAUCAUGGAAAUUCACAAGCAGACCUAUUACAUGGAGAAAAAGCUCCACGAGAUUCGAUGCAGGGCACAAAGACAGAAGGAGCUCAUCAUGAAACUGGAAAAUCUGACUCUCAAGAAUCACUUACAGUCUGUGCUGGAGCAGCUUAAGCUACAGGAAAAACAAAAAACUGAGCAGCUCAUUUCCCUACGGGAACAACUGAACAAUUUUCUGAAGAAGUGAAGAGAGCCCUAAGGCUGGCACACAAACCUUGGAUUCACCAUCCAGACUGAAGACUAGUUGAAAUUGUGCCUGUUUCUACUCCUUUCAUUGCCUUAUAUUGAAUCAUUCGUGUUUGUUUCUCUGAACCUUUUUUUUUUGCUAGUUAUAUUCAAAGUUUGUAGCUGUGUAGGAAAAAAAAGAUUUUAAAAAAGUAGUAGACCUAAAGACCCAACUCAACUAUGGGACGUUUCUUCUCUUAUCAACUGCAGAGUUACUUACAUUGCUUCUAUUCUGUGGUGCCAUCAGAUGAUUCAGCCAUGCUCGCCAAAGGCAGACAGACUAACCUGAAGACCAUACAGCUGGUUUGCAUAUGCUUUAGCUUUUUCUUCUGUUUAAGUAUUUCCUGAAACAUAGAACAAAUUAAGCCAUAUCUACCAAGGGCUAGGACCUGCAGCAGUGAAUUUAAUUGCCUACUUGGCAGCGUUGAUACUAGGUUGUGUCUUGUCUCUUUUCAGGCAUUUAGAGGCUCAGGGAUGAUUUCUGGCUGCUGCUAUCUUUGUUCCAUUGUUGUGUUUUUAGGGCAGUGUCUCAUUGUUAUUUGGCAGCUAUGGGAAUAGUCAGAGCAGAGAUGAAAUUCUGAGCUGUUAUCCUUAUUCUGAGCCUCUUCAUCCUAACCACCAUCAGAAAAGGUUAGGAAAAACCAGAUAUCUGUGAUGCCUGUGAAAACUUCCUGGAAAAAAACAUAGGUCAGUUUGUUUUUUUUCAGCUGUAUUAAGGUUUUCUAGUCUAUAUUCUUUGAGCAAUAAAUAAAUUCCUUAUCUUAA
Vicugna pacos (alpaca) is the source of this 2056-nucleotide messenger RNA. RefSeq names its product TATA-box binding protein associated factor 7 like (gene TAF7L). Gene Ontology annotation, cellular component: transcription factor TFIID complex. NCBI's taxonomy places the organism in Eukaryota, Metazoa, Chordata, Mammalia, Artiodactyla, Camelidae. Gene Ontology annotation, biological process: transcription initiation at RNA polymerase II promoter; RNA polymerase II preinitiation complex assembly. Gene Ontology annotation, molecular function: RNA polymerase II general transcription initiation factor activity. The record is from RefSeq and is a predicted model, not a curated record.